Ciona intestinalis (vase tunicate) is the source of this 1019-nucleotide messenger RNA. The record is from RefSeq and is a predicted model, not a curated record. Lineage: Eukaryota; Metazoa; Chordata; Ascidiacea; Phlebobranchia; Cionidae.
GUAAAUUAAUUUCGUAAAAAUAAUCGGUAAAAACAUGACGUAUGGAUUAUCGUUGUAAUACAUACACAGUUUAUUUACCAAUACACUGUAAUCUGAACUGUUCACCAAACACCAGAACAAGAAUCAAGGGGCGAUAUAGCUUUUACUGCCUAGAGAAACCAAGAGAUUUUGUGUAAAAUAACGAUGGAAAUAUUGUGUUACGUUUUUCUUUUCUUAUUCUUAAUGAUGUCGUCAAAAGGCAAUGUGAUACCGUCGUUCUACAGAGACAAGGUCCAGCAAUAUUCCUACUCUCUCCAGUCUACGACCACGGACGAAAUUCUGUUCAACAUGUGUUUCCAGACACCACCAAAAACCGCUGCAGUUAAAGCAAAACUAGCAAAAGCCACUCUGUUCAAUCCUAACUUUAACGUCACCGUCUUAGAAAUCCACCAUGAUCGAAUGAUAAUCAAUCUUGAAAAAGCAUUUGAUAAGACGUCUUGGAACUGGGUGUUAUUGGAUAUUGAGUGGAUUGUUUAUCUCAGCGAGUUGGGAACUGAUUGGCAAAAACUCAGCAAUGGAUAUGCUUACAAGCAGUUACCCACUGAAAUGACGUACAAUGGGGCCAGAGAGGCGUGUCGAGAAAUUGGGGCGUGGCUACCAGUGUAUGGACCAAUGGCCGACCGUGAAACAAUUCAAUUAGGUGCAUCAGCAGUAGAAUUUCAUGGUCGCUGGAUUGGACUGGCCAAAGACAAACACACCGUCAAUUUUGUGUGGGAAAACUGGAUAGAACCGUUUGCCAGAAACAACUGGGGUAUAGGCGAACCUCAAAUCAUUUCUACCGGCAUCACUGAAUGCGUAUACAUGAAACGAUACACCGCUAUCCUGCGAGAUCCGUCGUCUCUAUACUGGAGAACUUCAAGGUGUUCUCAGUUACGACGCGUGGUGUGUGAAAGACCCUUUCCAGUUUAGAUUAUAAAUGAAUGAGUGAAUGAGUGAAUGAGUGAAUGAGUGAAUGAGUGAAUGAGUGAAUGAGUGAAUGA